Messenger RNA from Prunus dulcis (almond), 569 nucleotides. RefSeq names its product acyl carrier protein 1, chloroplastic-like. The record is from RefSeq and is a predicted model, not a curated record. NCBI's taxonomy places the organism in Eukaryota, Viridiplantae, Streptophyta, Magnoliopsida, Rosales, Rosaceae. The transcript is spliced from 4 exons. Gene Ontology annotation, molecular function: acyl carrier activity. Gene Ontology annotation, biological process: fatty acid biosynthetic process. The coding region runs from base 1 to 459 and encodes 152 amino acids.
AUGGCUUCUUUUGCUUCAGUUUCCCCAAUCACUGUUGCCACUCUACCUUGCACCAAGGGCAGAAGCAUAACCUGCCAGGCUAAUGGCCUAUCUAGCAUUGGAGGUCCAAUGGUUAAGGGACUAAGACUUGUGCCCAAGAUCAAGAUCACUAGGGCAGCAGAAAGAUCAUUUCCAAUCCCUAGUUGCCUCAAGACUGCAAUCUCAUGUUCCAUUGCUCAACCAGAGACUCUGCUAACUGUCCAAAGCACAAUUGCCAAGCAACUCUCCAUUGAUGAAAGCACUGUGACUCCCGAAACUAAGUUUGUCGAUUUGGGGGCUGAUUCUCUGGACACAGUUGAAAUCUUGAUGGCUUUGGAGGAGAAGUUCGGAGUGUCCGUUGGGGAAGGGGGAGCAGAGAACAUCUCAACCGUUCAAGAUGCUGCUGAUCUGAUUGAGAAAGUGAAAUCAACUUCAACUUAAGUCGAUGUGAAGGAAAUUAAUUCCUUGCUGUUUUCCAGUCAAGUUUUGUUUUCUAAUUUUUCCCUUUAGAUUAUUAUGUCACAACUCGAACGAGAUCAUGACCUAUAAUU